Messenger RNA from Setaria italica (foxtail millet), 3970 nucleotides. RefSeq names its product auxin response factor 6. Gene Ontology annotation, molecular function: DNA binding; protein binding. NCBI's taxonomy places the organism in Eukaryota, Viridiplantae, Streptophyta, Magnoliopsida, Poales, Poaceae. The record is from RefSeq and is a predicted model, not a curated record. Bases 797 to 3520 code for a protein of 907 amino acids. The transcript is spliced from 14 exons. Gene Ontology annotation, cellular component: nucleus. Gene Ontology annotation, biological process: response to hormone; regulation of DNA-templated transcription.
ACAGGAAGGAAGGAGAGAGAGAGAGAGAGAGAGAGAGAGAGAGAGAGAGAGUAGCGAAAAGGAGGAGCACCACUCGUGGGGUUAAAACUUAAAACCCCGAGGAGUCGAGCGCAUACGAGCAGCAGCACGAGGAAGAAGGAGAAGAAGCAGCAGGGCCAGAAGCGAAGCGAGAAAGAGCCAAGAAGCGAAGCGAGCGGCACCCUGGGAGGACGGUUGCAAGCGCAUGAGGAGGAAGCUGCGGCCGUAAGCAAGAGGCAGCAGCAGCGGCAGGGUGCUCCUCUCUUCGUUGUCCCCUCCGGCGGCGGCGGUCGGAUCUGCGGUUAAGCGGCGGCGGGUCCCCCGGAGCUCUGAGCUGUCAUUCCCGAGCUCGUGGCGGCGAGAUCUGAGUUCGGUCGCGCGGGAGGAGGUUUCGCUGUGCCGGCGUGCCUCCUGGUGCUGCCGGAGACGCAAAGGCGGCGGCUUUGAGCAUUGCCGUCCCUUCCCCCGCAAGCUCUGAAGCUUCCCCGGAGUUGAAACUGGUGUUCUUGGACAAAGAGGCUCGCGUCGUGAUGUAAAUUUGAGCUCUCGGAUCGAAAAGAUUGCGCCUUUGCGCCGGCCGGCGGCGCGGACGGAGCGAGGAGGUUUGGCCGGUUCGGCGGAGGAGGAGGUGGCGCUGCCAGGCUUCUCAAUCCGAACCGCGAAGGCGCGUGAUUUGGCGUAGAGAGAAGGGCCCUUGCUUCGGUUCUCUCCCUUCCCCUCUCCAUUUCGCGCGCUCCUGGAACGCGUUUCGGAUCGGUCGGCGAGUGGUGGGGGAAGAAUGAAGCUCUCGCCGUCGGCCGCCGGCGGUCUUCAGGACCAGCCGGCGUCGCCGGAAGAAGCAGAAGAGAACAAGUGCCUAAAUUCUGAGUUGUGGCAUGCGUGUGCCGGGCCUCUUGUUUCGUUGCCUGCGGUUGGUAGUCGGGUGGUGUAUUUUCCUCAAGGCCACGGUGAGCAGGUAGCAGCAUCAACCAAUAAGGAAAUGGAAUCUCAGAUUCCCAACUAUCCUAGCCUUCCUCCGCAGCUUAUAUGCCAGCUCCAUAAUGUGACCAUGCAUGCUGAUGCAGAGACAGAUGAGGUGUAUGCACAGAUGACACUGCAGCCACUCAGCCCACAAGAGCUCAAGGACCCAUUUCUACCUGCUGAGUUAGGCGGUGCCAGCAAGCAACCAACAAACUACUUUUGCAAGACAUUAACUGCGAGUGACACAAGUACACAUGGUGGAUUCUCAGUUCCCCGCCGAGCAGCAGAGAAGGUGUUUCCUCCACUGGAUUUCAAUCAGCAGCCACCAGCACAGGAGUUGAUUGCAAAAGAUCUUCAUGGCAAUGAGUGGAAAUUUCGUCAUAUAUUUCGGGGUCAACCAAAGCGGCAUCUUCUGACAACAGGUUGGAGUGUCUUUGUUAGUGCAAAGAGACUGGUCGCUGGAGAUUCUGUCCUUUUUAUCUGGAAUGACAAUAACCAGCUGCUUCUGGGCAUUCGUCGGGCAAACAGGCCACAAACGGUCAUGCCAUCAUCAGUACUUUCUAGUGAUAGCAUGCACAUUGGUCUGCUGGCUGCAGCAGCUCAUGCUGCAUCAACAAAUAGCCGGUUUACUAUUUUCUAUAAUCCAAGAGCAAGCCCUUGUGAGUUUGUCAUACCAUUGGCUAAAUACGUGAAAGCUGUGUACCAUACCCGUAUAUCUGUGGGUAUGCGUUUCCGGAUGUUAUUUGAGACAGAGGAAUCUAGUGUCAGACGAUACAUGGGGACAAUUACAGGAAUAAGUGAUCUCGAUCCUGUUCGCUGGCCGAACUCGCACUGGCGUUCUGUAAAGGUUGGAUGGGAUGAAUCAACUGCUGGAGAGAAGCAGCCAAGGGUGUCUCUUUGGGAGAUUGAACCAUUGACAACUUUUCCGAUGUAUCCAUCUCCUUUUGCUCUUGGAUUAAAGCGUCCAUGGCCUACAGGCUUGCCUUCUUUAUAUGGUGGAAGGGAUGAUGGCUUGACCUCUUCUCUUAUGUGGCUUCGAGACGGCACAAACCCAAGUUUCCAGUCAUUGAAUUUUGGCGGGCUUGGUACGAGUCCGAGUCCUUGGAUGCAGCCGAGGAUGGAUAAUUCCCUACUUGGUCUGCAAUCUGACAUGUACCAGACCAUAGCAGCCGCAGCAGCAUUACAGGGCACCACAAAGCAAAUCUCACCUUCAUUAAUGCAGUUCCAGCAGCCGCAGAAUAUCGUUGGUAGAUCUGCUCUCCUAUCUAAUCAGAUUAUGCAGCAGGUGCAGCCUCAGUUUCAGCAAAUGUACAACCAAAAUAUCAAUGACAACACAGUUCAAGGUCAUACUCAAGCUGAGUACCUCCAGCAGCAGCUUCAACGCUGCCACUCAUUUAGUGAGCAGAAGCCUCAGCUGCAUCCACAGCAACAGCGGCAAGAAUCACAGCAGCAGCAGGAAUGUGUGCAAACGCCACAGAAUCAACAACUGCAUUGUUUGCCAAAUGCGCUAUCAGCUUUCUCUCAGCUUUCUUCAGUCACUCAAUCUCCAUCUUCCACAUUACCAGCAGUUCCAGCAUUCUCACAUCAACAAAACUUUGCAGACACAAACAUCAGCGCUCUCUCACCAUCGGGUGGCUCUUCCAUGCAAGGCAUGUUGGGACAGUUACCAUCAGAUGCACCUUCGAGCCUCCCAUGUGUGGCAAGAAACACCCCUUUAUCGAUAUCUGACCCAUGGUCAUCUAAGCGAGUUGCAGUGGAGUCUGUUAAUCCUUCCCGACCUCAUGUUGUUUCGGCCCAGAUAGAACAAUUGGAUAUGACGCCAUGUAAUUUGCCACAAAACUCUGCAUUAGCACCAUUACCUGGACGAGGGUGCUUAGUGGAUCAAGAUGAGAGCUCUGAUCCUCAAAAUCACCUGUUAUUUGGUGUUAACAUAGACUCACAGUCACUUUUGAUGCAAGGUGGCAUUCCAGGCCAUCAGAAUGAUAAUGAUUCAAGCACGAUUCCAUAUUCAACCUCCAAUUUCCUGAGCCCUUCUCAGAAUGAUUUCCCCUUGGGUCAACCACUACCUAGUACAGGCUGCUUAGAUGAGUCGAGCUAUGUUCCAAGUGCAGAGAAUUCCGAGCAAGCAAAUCAACAGUUUGCAACCUUUGUGAAGGUUUACAAAUCUGGAACCGUUGGAAGGCUGCUCGAUAUCACUAGAUUCAGCAGCUAUGAUGAGCUUCGUAGUGAGGUGGGGCGUCUAUUUGGCCUUGAGGGCCAGUUGGAAGACCCUUUGAGAUCAGGCUGGCAGCUUGUAUUUGUUGAUGGAGAGGACGAUGUCCUUUUAGUUGGUGAUGACCCGUGGCAGGAAUUCGUGAACAGUGUGUCCUGCAUAAAGAUACUUUCACUGGAGGAGGUUCAGCAGAUGGGCAAGCAGGGCAUUGAGCUCUUGAGCUCGGCUCCUGCCAGAAGGCUCAGCAAUGGUUGUGACAGCUAUGUUAGCAGGCAGGAAUCAAAAAACCUGAGCACUGGAAUGACGCCAGUGGGUUCGGUUGAGUUCUGAAGAUAGGGAGCCCAUAGCCCGUGGUGCUACCGCGCUAGGAUGCCUCUUACUGUAUGUUCCCACAGCUCUUCCUAGUUUUGUGGCUUGGAACCAAGCACAUAGAUCAAUGUAGCCCGAUGUUCUACUAUGCCAUCUGAUGAUUAUGUCAUAUGAUAUAGACUCUUAGCAGUAACUACUAUGUUUUUGUAUACAUGCUGGCACUUAGUUCCCUGGAACACUAAUACCACUAAUUUAGUGCAUCUACUCGUUCUGCACUUGCUGGCACAAAUGCAGCACGGUCCGUGUUGUAAUUGUAAAAAUGUCUCAAAUGGAAGUUAGGGACAUCUCAUAGAACUCAGACCAGUGACUAGUGUGCUAAUCCUCUCCUUUUUUUUUGUUUUGUUUUGCUUAUACACAUGUAAAACCUAUAGAGGCACUUCGAACUUAGCAAUGAGAGAUGCAAUUUCUUCA